Messenger RNA from Jaminaea rosea, 970 nucleotides. RefSeq lists its product as hypothetical. The record is from RefSeq and is a predicted model, not a curated record. Lineage: Eukaryota; Fungi; Basidiomycota; Exobasidiomycetes; Microstromatales. The transcript has 2 exons. Bases 67 to 894 code for a protein of 275 amino acids.
CGGCUGCACAGCCCAGGAUCCGGCGCUCGACACAUUGUAGAGCGCGUAGAGAGGAGAACGGAGAGGAUGCUGGUUGAGCUGUUGGCUGUAGAUCGUGUGGAUCGCCAGUCAAUCAUCGAGCUACGACUUCCGCUCGCCUUUGCCCUCGCGAGGCAACAAUGCGGUCUCGACCCAGCGCAAAGCAUAUUUAAGCCCUUUGAGAGUGAGGCAGAGGCCGGUGCACUCAGCCUUGGCUCGCCAAUCGUAUAUCCAGGCUUCGGCGCCAUCCGGUCCCUGAGCGAGGUCAUUGAACCUCAUGGCAGGCAGGAGUCUGGACUUGUCUUCUUUGGCAACGAGCCGGAGCCUAUCAUGCCUUCCCUCUCUCCUCCGCCACGCGCACCAAGACCUCGCCCGCGUAGACCCACGACGGCGCCGACUACGCCGACGAGGUCUGCCUUCGGGGCUCUUGGGUCGCCCGACCUAGCGUCUUCGAAACGGAUGACGAUGGUGGCUACGCCGCCAAGACGUUCCUCGAGGCGCAUCGCCCCUGUCAUGCCAUUGAUGGUGCCGAAGACUUCGCAUUAUCUAGAUGUCACGUCGCGAGAGGAGCUCCCUUGGACGCCUACCUGGUCUACCCACGCCGCCUCCGCUCAGCAGAUUGGCUUUCCCGAGGGAGGCGCAGAGCACGACGACGGACCCUCUCUGCCCGGACUCUCGCCGUCGUCGCGCCAGGCUGCUCUCUCCUUGACAUCUUCGGUGCGACCUAAGAGUCGGGAUGCCUCAUCCUCCACAAAGUCGUCCUUCACGCAUGGGAGCAGCCAGGGACACGAUAGCUCUGCGCGCGUAAGCUUCUCGACGUCUGCGACGAGCUCGCCCAACAUCUCCUUUACAGCGACGAAGAGCUUGUUCACUUGAGUCACGGUCUCUCUCUGUAUUGAAGUCUUGAGGUGUUUGCGCGAAACCACUUGUAUUCUUGUCACCAUCUCUGUCG